CCGUCCGCUUCCCUUGACCUCUGGGGGGGAACCCGUUUAUAAAAGAGCGUCCGCCAGGGAAGCUGUCUUAUUCCACCUCAGUCCUCUGCUGCGAAAGGACGUCCGGAUAUCCUCUGUGGUUGUGUUGUAAAAAGAAGUCCUGUGGGAGGAGCAUGCGUGUCUUGGAACCCCUCCAUAAGCAGAGCACCGUCAUGCAGGGCGAUACCGAGGACAGCAUUGAGCAGACCGUCCUUUCCUGGUCUAAGGACUCCCUCGUGUGGAUCAGCAUAUCCGCAGCCUUGAUCUUCGUCGGGCUGUGCUGCCUGCUCUUCCUUUGCUUGCGCCGCCACUUCCUUAGGAAGCGAAAGACCAAGCCCGCCUUGAAUCUGUCGUCGCCACCCCUCCGCCGAAGGUUCUCUGAGCACCCUUUCUACCCGCCCACGCCGCCCAUAAGCCCACACCCGCUUGCCUUCAGCGGCCACAGCUCGCUGGAUCCAACCGCCUCUUCGGACACCCUUCCUGAGUGCGAACUGGACUCGGCCGGUGUCCAGGCGGUUUUAGCUGCGAGAUCCGCCAACGACCAGAAUGUCCCUGUUCGCGAAGCGGAAAUGAGCCAGUCGGGCGCCUCUCAUCCCGAAUGCGAGUCGGUGUCCAUCGCUAUGCCAGAACAAGUCCAGCCGGAGGACGACGCUUCCGGGAAAGAAAGCCAGCAGACGCCGUGCACUGCUGAGCCGAAAUGUGAACAGACAGUGACGCGCUGCUUGUCGGCGUCUGAGCUCAGCCUGAAGACCGAGCAAGACAGGAGUACUUUGUCUAGAAAUUUGUAGAAAAGAGAUGAGUGAACAUCGUCCAGAACUCAAGCAAACGUACGGAUUCUGGAGAUAUACAGACCAGAAGAUUAUCUCACCCAGAAUUUCUAUACUGUGUCAAGGAAAUCGAAAAUCAUGAUGUCAGAUCUAUGCCAGUAUUGAGCGCCAGUUCAACACGACUCACUUCAUGUCAUAUCUUUUCACCGAGUCACCAAGAUUUCACCACAUCUCAUCAUGUCAAAUUGUUGCUGUUCCUGUUGUCUUUGUACUUCUAUGUGAUAUUAGUUAAUGUUAUUAAAUAGUUUCAUAACUUCACAAUACAAUAGAGGUGAAUUUAUGUAAAUUAUCCUACCUCAAUAGCGUAAGACUUCUGAAUGAUUAUACCAAUAAAUAUUUUAUAUAUGA
Penaeus vannamei (Pacific white shrimp) is the source of this 1193-nucleotide messenger RNA. Lineage: Eukaryota; Metazoa; Arthropoda; Malacostraca; Decapoda; Penaeidae. The record is from RefSeq and is a predicted model, not a curated record.